This is a messenger RNA of Botrytis byssoidea, 1374 nucleotides long. RefSeq lists its product as uncharacterized. Gene Ontology annotation, cellular component: nucleus; RNA N6-methyladenosine methyltransferase complex. The record is from RefSeq and is a predicted model, not a curated record. Bases 1 to 1374 code for a protein of 457 amino acids. NCBI's taxonomy places the organism in Eukaryota, Fungi, Ascomycota, Leotiomycetes, Helotiales, Sclerotiniaceae. Gene Ontology annotation, molecular function: methyltransferase activity; nucleic acid binding. The transcript has 3 exons.
AUGGCCGAGUCGAAAGUUCCAAGUAAUCAAACAUUAAACCUCCCAUCACACAUACUUUAUCAAAAUUUCAAUAAAACUGUCACCUUAAUUGAUAUCCCGCAAUCAAUCGAAGAUGCUCAAUCACUUUCCUCUGAACAAUACGCUUCGCGUCCGAAGACUGAGAAAAGGUUAAUAUCUUGUAAACCAAUAGAUACGCCCUAUCCAUCACUCGAACCUAAAUCUGCAAAAGCUCUUAGGAAUGCUCCAGAGAAGAGAAUUGAGGAAUUGAUGUUGGAGCGUUAUGUUCAACUUGCGCUUGAUGAGAUGAUGAGGGAUGAGAGAUGGGAGGGGAAAGUUUGUUUAGAGAGGAUUUGGGGAGAAGAUGAGGAACCCAAAAGGAAAAGGAAAUUUGUCCCAGAAGAAACGGAGAAAUCUCAGCAAAGCGUCAUCAAAGUUGAAAAUGCAUCGGAACUUUCAAAACACGUUGAUAUCAAUGGGGUUUCGGGAACAAUGCCACCUAAAUCUACAAUGAUAUUUGGCAAUAUACCUGGAAGUAACAUUUCUUCCAAUAUAGAAAUACAUCAAGACUUUCCAAAAUUCAAAGUGAUAAUUGCCGACCCCCCUUGGCCUAAUCGAUCUGCUUUCCGGAAAGAUUCUUAUGCUACCGCUUCGGGAUUUGGAGGAAUAGAGAGUUUGUUGAGAUUCCUACCAUGCCAUAAGAUAGAACACAAUGGUUACGUUGGAAUAUGGAUAACUAAUAAACCCGCUUUCCGCUCCAUGCUCUUGGACAAAGGAGGGAUGUUUGAUCACUGGGGUCUUGAAUUAAUUGAAGAAUGGAUUUGGCUUAAAGUUACAUCAAAUGGUGAACCGAUGUGUGAGAUUUUAGGGACAUGGAGGAAACCAUGGGAGAUUUUACUUGUGGGACGGAAGAAAGAUGAGAGGGAGAGUGUUGGAGUAGGAGACUCCGGAUUCAAGAAGUCUGUUGGGAAUGAGGAAUUGAAUAUUGAAAAAGAAUAUGACCUCGAGGGAUCAAAUCAAUCUUCACCCUCAUCCUUACCCUCACCCUCACCCUCGCAAACUCCAUCACAAUCUGAAAAUUCAAACCUCCCCAUAAAACGAAGGAUUAUAAUUGGAGUCCCUGAUUUACACUCACGAAAACCUAACUUGAGGUUUCUUUUUGGACAACUACUAGGGUUGCAAGAUUAUAGGGGUUUAGAAAUCUUCGCGAGGAAUCUCACAGCUGGCUGGUGGGGGUGGGGAAAUGAACUUUUGAAAUUUCAGAAUGAUGACGCUUGGGUUGUUGAGGAAGGCUGUGAUGAUGUUGAUAGAACAGUUGAUGUAUUAAAAGUAAAUGAUGGACAUGAUAGAGAGGAUGAAAAGAGUGACCGGGAGUGA